GAAAUAUUCAAGCACUGAAUUUGGACACAUAUUAAACUGAAAACCUAAACUCGUCCUAUAUCAUGUGUCUAAAGACAAUGUACAUAAUUCUUAAACAUGGAACAAUCAAACAAUAAAUAUAAACACACAUUAAACUGAAAAUCGUUUGGUCAUUUUUAAUGUCCUGACUUUAGUAAAAUAAAAAAUGAUUAGAAUGCUUUCGUUUCAGUUAUUAGAAAGAUGAUUAAAACCUGAAUGUACCAUUUAUGUUAUUUAAUCUAAAAAUAUUUAUUUUGUUCUUUUAAAAAUAUUUGGACAUAAUUUCUCCUAAAAAUAUGAUCCCAAUAGAUUAUCAACUUAUAGGCAAUUAAUAAAAUACUAAUUACACAUUCUACUAUCUAAAAAACAAACAAAUUGUGAAACCAAUUGCAAUCUUCAACUUAUAUUGCACCCAAGUUAUAUAACGAAUACUUACUCUUCAACCACCACUCAAACAAUAUGCCACUUUGGAGACCACAUAAAAUCACAAACUAAACAGUCCCCACACAAAAAAAAUUCCAAAAAACAACCAAACUUAUGAAUUAAACAAAAUCAAGUUACUUCAACAACAUGGAUCAUUACAUAGAUUCAUCAGUGAAUUACUGAUUAACUAUUUCACUCAAUUUUCAGGCCACUUUGAAACCUGUACAAAACAAUCAAAAUCCAAGGAAUUAUGAAAAAAUCAAACAACCCAUUACCCACAUAAAACCAAUAAACCAAAUCCUGCCAGUCAUUGGGCAAGCAAAGAAAGGGGGAUUAUUAGAUCAAAGCAGAGUAUAUAAGCAACCUCUGGAAUUCCUGAUUUUUCCCUACUAAACUCAAAAGAUGUAUUAAUAGGCAAGGAAGUAACAGUUUAAUGUAGAGUUGUAUACUUGUACUAUGGAUAUAAUGUAGAGUUUUUCUUAAUGUAACUAAUAGCAAAAAUGGAAUAUAUUGCAUUUAGCUGCAGAAAAACAGUAGCCUUAAGUUGUUUCUUGAACUUUGUUUUUUAACUAUGAAAAUUGUAAACUUUUAUUAAGAAAUUCAAAACACCAGAAAAAUUGCAAUAAUCAACCUAGUAAUCGGUCGGUGCACAGGAUGAGUCAGAUUCUUAUUAGGGACUACGUUUUUCCCGAAUAUUGAUAACAAAGAACAGGUAAAAAUUGGUCACUGAAAUGAAAGAUAAUAAGAAAGACCACUGGUGACCCAAAGAAUAUUCAAGAAAUUUACUUUGGCAAGCCACUUCUAUUGUUGAUGGCACAUGGGUAAGGUGCAGCUCCGACGAUGUUCGGAUUUAUCGUGCUCAAUGCCUUCCAAUUUUGCCCAAUACCCGCUGUGAACUUCACAUUCCCUGCUCGUAAGCAUCCAUUUUUAACAAAAGAAAAGGCCAGUUCGGAAAUCAGGCUUUUAGAACCAGAUUUAAUUUCAGAUACAAACAAUCAAAUGGGCUAUCUACAGGAACUAAUCCAAGAGAAGAUGCGUCUAGAAACUGGUUCAGAAAUUCAAAUUACUUUGAAGGAACCCAGAUCUGGUUCUCAUCUGAUCCAGCCAUUUUGACUGUCUAAAAGGAACAGUUACAGAAAACCAAAAGAUUCAACUACCUAUCAACCAAAGAAUUGAAAGGCUAUAGAUGAAGAACACCAACACUGAUCAAUCAAUCAACGCAUUCUCAUUGGUGAAAGAUCACAAUAAAAGGAGUAAAUGAACAACUAAGAACCAAGACCAUCGAAGAAAAACGAAACUCUGGGCAUUUGAACCACCAACCCAUCCCUCGGACUGCCUCCGAUAACAGGGACUGAGUGAAUAAUGGCCUUUUGACACAAAAUCAUCAAAAGGCACCCACUACCCAUUUCAAAAGAGCGAUCUCAAAGAAUUAGUGCGCCUCAUAUUUGUACAUUAGUAACCCAACACUCCAGAAUUUGCAGCCUUUUUUUAUAACAAUUCACAUAAGCAACCUCACUCAAAAUCGCUUUGGUCUCUAAAUUUCUCAAUUUUUAAAGCUAUUGUUGAAACGGACUCAGAAGACGCCUGCUGUCUUCUGUUGAAUCAAGCAGAGGACCACUUGCCUAACAAAGUCCUCUUCCACAAAUGCAAAGAAUUGAUGAAGAACAGGCAAAUUGAAAUUCAACAUACACUUCGUGAAGGAAAUCAAUGUGCUGAAAAAUUGACGAAUCUAAGAGUUCAACAACUUGAAGAUUUUGUGGAACUCACAACACUGCCUGCCCAUGGAAGAUCUAACCUCAUGCACUAAUUCCUAACCAAAACGUGAAUUUUGAAGCAUAAAGGCAAUCACAAAUUCGCAACCCAGACAUAAAAAAUAGAGAUUAUUUGUGCAUAUACAUACGGAUAUACGAAAAUCUCAAACAAAAAGGGGAUAGAAAUAGAGAAACGAACUCAUAGGCUCUCAGGAACAACAGAUCUGCUGCCCACAAUAAUCCUCCUCCUCUAUAUUUGCUUCUUCUCCCUGGCGACAAUGGACAUAUCAGCGAAAUAUCACCGGUAUGGAAAGGUGGUAUUUUGAAUGCCAUCGGUGAGAGAGGGAGAAAGAUAGGAUAUGAUGUAGUUUUGGGGAGGAGAAGCGUGAUUCUUGGGAGUGGGAGAGAGAGAGAGGCGUGAGAUAGAGAGAGACCCGUGAGAGAGAGAGGCGUAAUUCAGGUCGUU
This is a messenger RNA of Ilex paraguariensis (yerba mate), 2658 nucleotides long. Lineage: Eukaryota; Viridiplantae; Streptophyta; Magnoliopsida; Aquifoliales; Aquifoliaceae. The record is from the annotation of a GenBank genome assembly.